Molecule: messenger RNA, 1214 nt
Organism: Etheostoma cragini (Arkansas darter)
Lineage: Eukaryota; Metazoa; Chordata; Actinopteri; Perciformes; Percidae
Gene: myf5
Product: myogenic factor 5
Exons: 3
Coding region: 181-903 (240 amino acids)
Biological process (GO): positive regulation of myoblast differentiation; muscle organ development; regulation of transcription by RNA polymerase II
Molecular function (GO): DNA-binding transcription factor activity, RNA polymerase II-specific; protein dimerization activity; RNA polymerase II cis-regulatory region sequence-specific DNA binding
Source: RefSeq, a predicted model, not a curated record
GUAAUUAGAUCUGGCCAAUGUGGGCCCUGGGCUCUGGCCUGGGGGCAUAUAAGGGGGGCCUGGGGCAACAGACUCCUCAUAUCACUCAGAGGUCUUCUCUCCCUCACCCCACUCCUCUACCCUCCUUACUUCCUUUGUGCCCAUCUCUACACCCAUUCAGACCUCUUUUCUUCAGCAAAUAUGGACGUCUUCUCACCAUCCCAGGUCUACUACGACAGAGCGUGUGCUUCAUCUCCAGACAGCCUGGAGUUUGGCGCCGGCUUGGAGCUCGAUGGCUCUGAGGAGGACGAGCAUGUGAGGAUCCCCGGAGCCCCCCACCAGCCAGGACACUGCCUCCAGUGGGCCUGCAAGGCCUGCAAGCGCAAGUCCAACUUUGUGGACCGCAGACGGGCCGCCACUAUGCGCGAGCGCCGGCGGCUGAAGAAGGUCAACCACGCUUUCGAGGCUUUGAGGCGCUGCACCUCUGCCAACCCUAGCCAACGUCUGCCCAAGGUGGAGAUCCUGCGCAAUGCCAUCCAGUACAUUGAGAGCCUGCAAGAUCUGCUGCGUGAGCAGGUGGAAAACUACUACGGCCUACCUGGAGAGAGCAGCUCUGAGCCCGGGAGCCCGCUGUCCAGCUGCUCGGAUGGCAUGGCUGACAGCAACAGUCCAGUGUGGCACCAUCUGAAUGCAAACUACAGCAACAGUUAUUUAUAUGCGAGGAACGACAGUUUAGGCAACAAGGCAGCCGGAGCCUCCAGUCUGGAGUGUCUCUCCAGCAUCGUGGACCGUCUGUCCUCGGUGGAGUCCAGCUGCGGGCCACCAGCUCUGAGAGACAUGGCCACCUUCUCCCCCGGCAGCUCCGACUCGCAGCCCUGCACGCCAGAGAGCCCCGGAUCCAGGCCCGUCUACCACGUCCUGUGAAGGAAACUUUGCUGUGACGUGGAUAUAUUGCCAUGGGCAGGCUCCCUGCUUUCACCAUACACCAGCUGCAUUUGCACCAAGAGAUAAGAACUAGUGUUGUGCGAAUCUGAAGGAGACUCAGCUGUAUCUGAAGACCUGCGGCAAGCAGCUUUUAUAUUGUACAUGAGAUUGUAAAUAUGUAAUGUAAAUGCCCAUUUUUUCUAUACAUGCUAUUAUACCCAAUAUGACAUAUUUAAGUAUGACAGUUAAUGUAAUGAUGCAUUAUUCCAACAUGAAGUGGUAUUUAAGCAGUUUUAAUUAUUUACUUUAUA